AUGGACUGCAACAAAGAGGAAGCUAUUAGAGCAAAAGCUCUGGCUGAAAGAAAAUUGCUGGAGAAGGAUUUUGUUGGUGCAAAAAAAUUGAUCAUCAAAGCACAACAACUGUUCUCAGAGAUUGACAAUAUUUCACAAAUGUUAACUGUCUGUGAUGUUCAUUGUGCUGCUGGAACGAAGGUUAAUGGAGAGCUUGACUGGUAUGGGAUACUUCAGGUACCUGCUUUCACGAAUGAUGACACACUAAUAAAGAAGCAAUACCGUAAGCUUGCGCUUUUGCUGCAUCCCGACAAGAACAAGUUUGCAGGUGCAGAGGCUGCAUUUAAAUUAGUGGGAGAAGCAAACAUGACGCUUACAGACAGCUCAAAACGUUCUGCCUAUGACAUGAAAAGGAGAGUCUCAGUCAGAGUUGGUGCAGCAAGACCAUCCCCUUAUCAGCAGUCAAGGAGAGCUGCUCCUGUUAGACCUGUGAAUCUUCAUCAGCCCUCAAAUUCUGCAGGGACACAACAAACAUUCUGGACCAUGUGUUCAAGUUGUGGCAUGAGAUAUCAGUACUACACUGCGAUGUUGAAGAAAGCUAUCCGUUGUCAGAGUUGUUUGAAGCCUUUUAUUGCACAUGAUAUAAAUGAGCAAGCUGUUCCUUCUGGGGCAGAUCGACAGUAUGCUGGGGUAAAAAAUGCAGGGGCACCACAGAAUUUUGCAGGCCGGCAGACAAAUGCCCCAGGUCAACAGGCUUGGAAUAAUGCCACUCCAGGGGUUCAUGCUAAUUAUGGAUCUCAUAAGGCAGCUGCAAAUACAAACAAAAAGAAGGGGGAAGAUGGUAAUAGUGCUAGUGCUGCAGGUGUACCAAAUGAGAAAGCAAAAUUUGCUCGGACUUCAAAAGGUUCAUCAGCUGCAGGAUUGAAAAGGGGCAGGAGAGCCGUGUCUGAAUCUAGUGAUUCGGAGACCACCACUGAUAGUGAAGAAGAGAUCACUGUAGAUGGUGCUGCUGCAAAUAAUGCAAAGCCGAGUCAACACAGCCGCAGGUCAAGUAGGCAGAAGCAAGAAGUUAAGUAUAAGGAAGAUAGUGAAGACGAGGAUAUUGGUGAUGAUGGUAAUGAUGACGACGAUAAUAAUGUCAGUUCUUCCAAUUUUAAAAGGUUAAGGAAAGGUGGUGUGUUGCAUGGUGAUGAUCAAAGCAGCACACCAAAGUUUGAUGAAGACAAAACUGGGCAUAAUGGUCACACAAAUGGUCUUAAUCACGAGAAAGAAGAAACAUCCAAUUCUGUCAGCAGCAAUGGUCUAGACCCAAACCUUGAUGAUGCUUCAGAUGAGGAAAAAUUUAGCUGCGCAGAUCCUGAAUUUUUUAACUUUGACGAACUUCGAGAUGUAAGUCAGUUUAGACCCAACCAGAUCUGGGCUGUCUAUGAUAGUCAUGGCUGCAUGCCAAGAUUUUAUGCUCGAAUUACAAAGGUAAAAAUGGCCCCAAAGUUUAUAGUACACUUUGUUUGGCUGGAAUUGGAUCCCACAAAUGAAGCAGAGCUGGCAUGGUCACGCGCAGAACUGCCUGUUGCUUGUGGACAUUUUAAGCAUGGAACAUCAGACACAGCUAAAGAAGCUAAUAUGUUUUCCCAAACUAUUUCCUGUGCGAAAAGCAAGACAAAAAACUCGUAUGAGAUAUAUCCUAGGAAAGGUGAAGUUUGGGCCCUGCACAAGGGAUGGGACAUCGGCUGGAGUUCGGAUGCUGAUAGCCACACAGAUUUUGAGUAUGAACUUGUUCAAGUUGUCACGGAUUUCACAACCAGCACUAGCAUCAUUGUCGUGCCACUUGUAAAAAUAAAAGGCUUUGUUAGCUUAUUUAUGCAGUCGAAAGAGGCAACUCCAUGUGUGAUACCUCAGGAUAACACACUAAGAUUUUCUCAUUGCGUCCCUCAUCAUCUCAUGCGCGGGACUGAAAGAGAAGGCAUUCCAGAAGGAGCUAUUGAACUUGAUCCUGCAGCGCUUCCCCUUAACUUGGAAGAGGCUUUUGCUUCUGUUGUUCUGGAAAGCACAGUAAAAGGCAAGGGGGUUGAUACCAAGUAUGCUGGUUCAUCCAGUGGAAUUAAUUCUGGCAAGGGGUCUGAGAAGGUCGGGGAGGUGCCACAUGCUACAUGUAUGAAUACAGGGCUCUUUACAAGAGCAACAAAGGAAGAGAACAAAGAGCAUCAUACUCCAUCUACUGUAGAAGGUGUGGAUGUUAAUGAGGAAUCUGAUGGCAUUGUCCAGGAUGAAUUUGAAUGUCCUGACUCAGAAUUCUAUGAAUUUACAGAAAUAAGGUCGAUUCAGAAGUUCGAACCUGGGCAGAUCUGGGCUCUCUAUAGUGAUAUGGACAAGUUCCCCAAUUACUAUGCCAUCAUAAAGAAAGUCGAUCUCAAGAAUAAUAAAGUACAAGUGAAAUGGCUUGAUCUCUGUCCUCGGGGAGAGGAGGAGAAAAGAUUGACUGGUAAAGAAGACCGGACUCUUGCGUGUGGAAUCUUUAAGGUUUCCUCUGGCAAUGAUGGUACUACGACUUACACUGGUACAGAGUCAUUUUCUCAUCCCGUGGUUGCUAGAUCAACUGGUAGAAAAAAUGAAUAUGAAAUAAUCCCUCGCUUCCGUGACAUCUGGGCCGUUUACAAGAACUGGAGGGCUGGAUGGACUGCAGAAGACUUUAAAAACUGUGAGUAUGAAUUUGUGGAGAUUGUUGGCCAGACUGAUUCGUCCAUACAAGUUCAGCCUUUAGGAAAGGUGGAUGGCUACAGGGCAGUAUUUCGAAGAGGGGCAGAUGUGAAAACAAUAAGCAAGGAUGAGUACCCAAAGUUCGCUCACCACGUCCCUUGCUUCCGUCUGACAAAUGAAAAAGCAGGCAAGCUUCGAGGCUGUUUCGAGCUCGAUCCUUAUUCAGUGCCUGAGGUGUUUCUCUACACCAGUUAA
Messenger RNA from Triticum turgidum subsp. durum (durum wheat), 2931 nucleotides. NCBI's taxonomy places the organism in Eukaryota, Viridiplantae, Streptophyta, Magnoliopsida, Poales, Poaceae. The record is from the annotation of a GenBank genome assembly.